GUUAGUAUUCCGUUGACGUGGCCUGAGCGGUAGCUGUGGCAAAUUAUCUUUAGCUAGCAGGUAGGUAGCUCUCUAACCCUGAGGCUGGUGAGACCGAAGAUAAUCCCUUGGAAGUAUGGAUAUUAUUCAGGCGAACUGAUCAAUCGGUUUUCAUCCUAUCAGGUAAAGGUAGUUUUCAACGACUGUCUCUAAUAAUAUCAUUUAUCAGUCGUAAACACAGGGUGAUCACUUACGUUUACAUUUCAAACGACACUAGCCUGGUAACAUAGGUGGUUAGCAUUAGCAUUAGCCUGUCAAUAAUGUGAAUUACUCUGCUAGAAUUAAAGCUUCAUGUUUAUUAACAGUCUGAUUAAAAGGAUUAGAUGUUACCGCAAGUUGUGCCACUUCACAUGAUCCUAAAAUGAUAACAAAGAACACAAUUAUGUUUGUGUUUAACACCUCGGAUUGGUCGCUACUCAGUUUAUAUAAUGUCAUCUCGUCGAUUCGACAACUAAUCUCUGCUUUUACAUUAAAUAUUAACUUGUUGUGAUAUCGCUGAUAGGAGAAUUGAUCAGUAAUAUGAAGUUAUCGGACAGGGUAUCCCUAGAUGAUGAGCAGUAAUGGGUAAUGAAGCAGAUAUGUUACAUAAACAGAGGACCUUGACAUGUUGCAAACUGAACCCUGCGCCUGUAGAGACCCUAUCUUAUCUAUCUUAUCUGUCUCUGGAAACAGAAAUGGACUUCAGUUUUCAUUUUCAGAUUGCUGAACAUAUUGAUAAAGUCAUAAAUACCUUUAAGGUGCAGGUUUUAGAAAGAGCCUAGCAUGACUACUACACUGUGUAGUACAAUGUGAUAAUGUUUGGAAAAGCCCUCCAAUCUUUACAGUCUUUAGUGUCUGUAUAUGUAAAAUAGGAAGUGCCUUAAACACCAUCUUCUGUAACAGUACAUGGAAAGAGUUAAUGUAGACAUCUAUUGUAAUCUCUUGGCCUCACAUUCACCUGCGUGUCUAAAUUCCAGUUGUAUAAGACUGUGUGUUUGCAUCCAGAUCAAUCAGAUUAGUCGCUCAAACUUGUUUUCUCUCCAAUACAGUUAAGGAAAAAAUGUCCAGUAGAAGCCAGCACUAUGGGUUCCAGUCAGCCACCAUGGUGCAGCCCGCCAACGGCGGUCAUGCCUAUCUCUUCGGAAACAAUGCCUCAGAGAACGACCUGUCAGAAGAGGACGGGGAGAGUUAUGAGCUGCGUUCACGUGGCAGAGAGAGGCUGCGGAGGAGCACCUCCAGAGAGAGGAUGGAGGAUAUUAUCUACCUGACCAGAGACAUACAGGAGGGGGACACCCUGAACAGCAUCGCCCUGCAGUACCAUUGCUCAGUGAGUCAGCGUAGAUCUCUGUGUGGCCUAAGACCUCUUCUUGAGGUGUAGCCACUCAACUAUCCUUCAUUUGCAUGUCUGAGUAGACUUACAGUAUACACAUCCUCAUUGCUGGGCUCCUAAACUGCUAGAGCUGCAUCUAACAAUCGUUGUUCUUACUGUAACCUGAAUUAUUAAGCCUGUCUGUCUUUGCAUUUAUGGAAAUGGCCUGUCAGAUAGUAGUAACCAAGUCACAUUGGUGUCUCUUUAUCACAGAAACAGUCAAACCAGGUGUAAGAAGAUCUGUCAGUUGCAUUGACUUCGUCUAAAUUGACGAUUGAUAUCCUCUGAAAUUACGAGUGUUCUUGCCAAAACCUCAACACUGUAUUUUGAUAUUUAAAUAGAAUAUGUUAAAAUACAGUUGAGAAAUAAAUCUAAUUAUAAAUCUUUGAAGUAUUCAUAAAUGAGUGUGCUGCAUACUUUACAUUACCAGUAUCAAUUUUCCAAUACAUUUAACACCAUGACCUUUAUAAUAAAGGCUUAUAUAACAACAUACCUCCCUUUGGUAAGAAUAAAGGAGAAGCAUAUUAAUGUAUUAUUCUGUAUAUACUAUAAUAGCAGUCAACUGCUAUAAUUUUUUAACAGCCAGCAGGUAAACUAUGACGCAAAUUAUCUUGGCCAGAAAUGCAUCUUUUUUUAAAUUUUUAAUUGAUUUAAUUUUAAUCCAUUUUAAGCUGUUGUCUGCUUUUGUCUUCACUAGUCUCUUAGCAAGGCCAACUGUUUUCAGUGUAAACACAAAGCGUGUUUAUUCAGGGAGCUGUACUUUUAUUUCAUCAGGAUAAUAAUUUCAUGCAGUACAGCAAAAUUUUUUUGUUUGUUGAGGGCGUACUGUAGUUUUACAUCCUUGUACGAAAAAAGCUGACACGCUGCGAUUCUAGUUUAAUGACUGCAUAAAAGCCCAUUACAGUGAAAGGAGUGAAAUAAUAAAUUAGAAAUUAUGCGUCUGUAAUCAGUCUGGUGAAAUUAUCUGUUUCUUUCUGCAUUUUUAGGUGGCUGACAUCAAGCGAGCCAACAACCUCUUGACAGAGCAGGACUUUUUCGCCCUGAGGUCAGUGAAGAUUCCCGUGAGACGCUUUAGUGUCCUCACUGAGACUCACAGCACCGGACCUCUCAAGUCUGCCUCCCCUACAGCUGCCAGGCGCCCUCCCCAGAUCACCCCUGUUACCUCCCUCCCCACAGAGUCCUCCACAGACUCUUCCUCCUCCACUGACAGUGUCGAGGGCUUCCUCUUGGAGAAGGAUAAGGACAUCGAGCGGCUAGUGAAAUCCACAAGUCCGGCUCGGACCAGCCUGAACGAAGUCGUGUCCUCUUUGACGCUGCAGCAACAGCAGCCACUGCUAGGAGAAGUGGAGUAUAAACCAGUGCAGAGGAAGGACCCUUAUUAUGGGGCGGACUGGGGCAUGAGAUGGUGGACGGCUGUGGCCAUCAUGCUGGUUGUUGGCAUCAUCACCCCUGUGUUUUAUCUGCUGUAUUAUGAGGUUCUCAUGAAAACUGAUGUCGGCCAUCACAGCAUUCCUACACAAGCAGCAGGGAACAUUCCUCAUAACAAAAUAAUGGACCCAAAUGUUGGAGAAGCUAAUCACGCAGGAGCUGGACCAGGACACAAUGUCGGACAAGGGCUUAAUGGGGAUACGCAGGGUGGACAUAAUGUGGACAAAGCAGGGGACAGUCAACAUGGGGAACAUGAGAAAACAUAACAGAUCUGUUUUUUUAACUCAAUACAUCAAUGCAACCAGUCUGCCUGGGACAGUCACUUUAUAGAGAGCGGUUAUUUUUAUUGUUGAGAACCUAGAAAUAGAAGUCUGUAGACGGUCAUUUCUGGUGUCUGUCUACCUUCAUUUGUAUGCAUUACAACAAGGAGUAUAAACUCAGUGAAAAUGUCAAAUGUUAUGCCUGGCUGAACUUUUUCCAAAUGACGGACUAACUGCAGAUAUUUUUAAAUCUUUGCUGCUGUAUUUCCUUCAGUCUACAGACAGACUGUGUCCAUUAGCUCAAAACAAAGCCAGGACAGACAGCAGCUGAUUCAUGUUUUUCUACUCUGAGAUGAAUCAGCGACUGCACUGUUUCAAAUCCUGCAUUGGAAAUCAAAUGUAGAUUUGAUUUUAACGCUAAUUCCAAGCAGUUUGGUCCAACUGUAUUCUUUUGCCAUACUAGAAAAUAUGUUUUUUUGUUUUCCAGCUCAAUAGGUUGGAAAAAUAUAACUGCUGCCAUUGUGUUUAAUAUAGAAUUAAUUUAUUUUAAGACUUUUGAGCAUUAGCCUUUACUUCAACUAUCAGUAUUGGGAGAUUCCAGGUAAUUGUGUUUCCUAAUUUCCAUGACAUUUGCUUGAAUUCUUUGUUCUUUUCUUUAGCUUGCCUGAAGAGAACUGCAAUUUUAUUCUCCAUUCAAAGAACCUCAUAGAGCAUGGUGAGGAAAAUGGGAAAUGCACAGUGUUCCCACAAUGACUCAUACGUGUAAUUUAGUGAAAUUUUGGACUUUGUUGUAUAGCCCUUUUAUUUGACCACUUUGUCCACGUAAUACUUUAUGAAAUUUCAUAAGUGUUGUUGACAGUAUGUGCCUUUCAACCUGUGGAAACACAGCCACAGGCUGGAAAAUAAAUACAUCUAUUUUGAAUAAAUUAUUGCCAGUAUGCACAUA
Xyrichtys novacula (pearly razorfish) is the source of this 4021-nucleotide messenger RNA. The record is from the annotation of a GenBank genome assembly. NCBI's taxonomy places the organism in Eukaryota, Metazoa, Chordata, Actinopteri, Labriformes, Labridae.